Messenger RNA from Parathielavia appendiculata, 1877 nucleotides. Its product is annotated as MFS general substrate transporter. Gene Ontology annotation, biological process: transmembrane transport. Gene Ontology annotation, molecular function: transmembrane transporter activity. The coding region runs from base 158 to 1657 and encodes 499 amino acids. Lineage: Eukaryota; Fungi; Ascomycota; Sordariomycetes; Sordariales; Chaetomiaceae. The transcript has a single exon. The record is from RefSeq and is a predicted model, not a curated record.
GUAAAGGCGACGCCAUCAUGUUGCCUGUAUAAAUCGGUAAUAAUCGAUUCAAGAGGGUUUAAAUUCUGGCAUUGACUUCUUCCGAAAUCAAUGUUGAGAAAUUCCGGACUCAAAUAGUUCAAUUUCCCGUUCAUUCGUCCACCGGGGACCCGACAAUAUGAGGGCGUCAGGUAACGACGGCGUCAGAGUCGCGACGGAGCAGACUCCCCUGCUGGCGGCCGAAGACAUCGCCGCAGUCAACGAGGCCGUCAUUGAACCAGUUCAGGACGGAAAUGACGACACCAACAACGUCGACGACAAGCCGUUGCCCGUAUGGCAGAUCGCCGUCUUGUGCUACGCCCGCUGGGUGGAACCUGUCGCCUUCUUCUCCAUCUUCCCCUAUAUCAACAAGAUGGCUCAGGAGAACGGCCACUUGGACAACGCCGACGUGGGCUUCUACAGCGGCCUGAUCGAGUCGCUCUUCUCGCUCACCCAAAUGUUUGUCAUGAUCCUAUGGGGAAAGGCCGCCGACCGCCUCGGCCGCAAGCCCGUGCUCGUCUUCUCGCUGGUCGGCGUCUCGUUCGCCACGACCCUCUUCGGCAUGGCCCGGACCAUCUGGCAAAUGGUCCUCUUCCGCUGCCUGGCUGGCGUCUUUGCCGGCACUAUCGUGACCAUUCGGACCAUGAUCUCGGAGCACAGCACCUCAAAGACACAAGCCCGAGCCUUUAGCUGGUUCGCCUUCACCGGCAACCUGGGCAUUUUGUUUGGGCCCCUGAUCGGUGGUGCCCUCGCCGACCCUGCCAGGCAGUACCCGGGCCUUUUCGGCAACGUCGGCUUCUUUCUCGACUACCCUUACGCUCUCCCCAGUCUGGCCGUAGGCGUGAUAGGCCUCUCGGCGGUAGUCGUCACGGCCAUCUGGACCGAAGAGACUCUGGUUCGCCAUCAUGCCGACGCAACUAGCGGCGCCGAGGAUUCCGCCACUCCAAAACCUCAGGAAUAUUCCACUCGGGACCUAAUCAAAUCCCGCGGCGUACCGAUAGUCUUGUUUACCUAUGGGUACAUCAUGCUGCUGGCCUACUCAUACACAGCCAUCGUCCCCGUGUUUUGGUUCACCAAAGUCCACCUGGGCGGUUUCGAGUUCACCCCGCUCCAAAUCUCCCUCAUGCUGGGCCUGAACGGCGCGUCGCAAGCCAUCUGGGUCCUGCUCGUCUUCCCGCCGCUGCAGCACCGCAUCGGCACCAACGGCGUCCUCCGAGUCUGCGCCACCGCCUACCCGUUCUUCUUCGCCGUCUGCCCGCUGCUCAACCUGCUCUUGCGCGCCGGCACCGACGCCAGCGUCGCGGCGUUUUGGGUCGUGGCGCCUGUGGCGCUGUGCCUCGGCUGUGGGAUCAGCAUGUCGUUCACGGCCAUCCAGCUGGCGCUCAACGACGUCUCGCCCAGCCCGGCCUUGUUGGGCAUGCUGAAUGCGCUGGCACUGGCGAAUGUCAGCGGUGUCAGGUCAUUCUCGCCCGCGCUGUUUGCAGGCUUGUUUGCUGUUGGCGCGCGUACACAGUGGCUGUGGGGGUAUGCUAUUUGGGUGCUGAUGGUGCUGCUUGCGCUGGGCUUUACUGUGCUCAGUCGGUAUAUGCCGGAUUAUGAUGAGAUGAGGCGGGAGAGGGAGAGGGACGAGAGGCUGUGAGGGUUGGGUUUGCAACAAUGGGGUGGAUGAAUAGAUCCAGUUGGGUUUCAAAAAAGCAGCGGUCUAAGAUGUGAUACCACUGGGAAAUACAAAGGGUCUUGGAGUCUGUCGACUUCGUGUUGCUGUAAAAGAGGCAUGGGAAAAGGUCCCUGAAGACUGGCUCUUGGAAUUAGUUCAGAGUAUGCCCGACCGCGCUCAUGCAGUUAUCGCGGCAAAUGAG